Molecule: messenger RNA, 2645 nt
Organism: Chara braunii
Lineage: Eukaryota; Viridiplantae; Streptophyta; Charophyceae; Charales; Characeae
Source: the annotation of a GenBank genome assembly
UCCUGGUUCUAUCUUGUUGAGGUCGACUUUGUGUAAGCUUCCUGCUUCUGGUUUGCUGACAGCAGCAGCGACGAUGGAUUCCUACGAUACAACUGCUGGACGGCCUCCUAUUCGAAGCAGCAGCCGAGGGUGUCUGCUGGUCGACCCGAACGAGGUGGUGUUCCGCAAUCUCCCCACGGAAGUAAGCAUAAGUAACCACGAUCCGAAGGCCACUACCAUUCAGGUCAACAGCGCUAACCGCCAUGGGUGUCUCUUAACCAUAGUGACUCUGCUCGCAGAGCUGGACCUGUCUGUUGUCAAAGCGUACAUCUCCUCGGAUGGUGCUUGGUUCGUCGACGAAUUCAGGGUAAUAGACAAAAGAGGGAGGAAGAUAGAGGACUCUACGCUGAUACAAGGCAUUCGAGCCGCCCUGGCAAAGACUGGAAGCACAACAGCAACGACGAUGACGACGAGCUGGUCUGCUGCUGCUGGCUGGACCUCAGCAAUGACAGGGAUGAAAGCGACCGAUGCUGCUUCUCUGCCGGAAGAGGAAGAGAAUCUGCGGAUGAGGUAUUAUUGGGAGGAGGAGGUGCCUCCUUGCUUUGGAAAAGGAGGAGGAGGAGGAGGAGAGAGCGCUUGGCCUCCGUCCGAUUUGCCCACGUGCACACGUAUCGCUUUGGUGGGCAAGUACAGAGAGGGGCUUCUGUCUGAAGUGGCAGGGGUUUUGACGAACAUGGAAUGCCAUAUUGUGAGAUCGACCUUCUGGACUAACAACGGCCGCGUUGCUUGUAUCGUGGACAUCACGGAGGGGGGAGCAAAAGGGGGGGGGAUUAAGAAUGCGGAGAGGUUGAAGAUCAUCCAGACGCUGCUGGAGCAAGUGAUGCUCGUUGAUUGUGAUCACGGAGCGAAGGUGGAUCUUCACAUACAUCCGCUGAACGAGUGGUCCAUCUCCAGAGAGAGAACCCUCCACCAGCUGAUGUUCGAAGACAGAGACUUCCCCACUCCUCACGACGACUACGUGGAGGAGAGCAACAAUGUGAAGCGCCACCCCAAACACUACGAAGAAGAAGACCGUUGCUGCCCCCUCCUCGCCGUCGAUCGCGACUUCCCAACGACUACUGCUUCUUCUUUCCUUCCAUCUUCCAUUGCCGACGUCGGCAUUGGCGGCGGCAUUGGCGGCGGCAUUGGCUCAUGUGCAUCCUCCGUCUUCACUCCUUCCUUCGACAUCAAGUCCCAACCCUGUCGUGUCGGUACACCAGACACUCUCCAUCCCAUCGACAACCUCCUUCUCCCUGGUGCCCAUGCUCAACGCCCUCACCACCACCACCAACAACAACAACAAAAACAAAAACGUUUUUCUUGUUUCCCCUCAUCGUUCGAGGAGCCGUUCGUCUUCUUCACGUCCUCUCCUAAGAUGCCUUACAUGGGAAUCGACUCUGCUGCUGUUGACGUCUCUGGCAUCGACCUUGGCCGCAACCACCUCCUCUUCCGCCCCCGGGACUGCCUGAUAUUGCCUGAUGCCCAACGACCUCAGCCUCAGCCCCACUAUCGACGUCCUCUCCCCGAUCAAUCACAACAACAACAACAACAACAACAACACUGGUCAUCCCAGUUUGCCUUCCAUCAAAAGCGAGACACGUGUCAUGUUGACGAUUGGCAGCAACCUGGAUCCGCCGCCAACAAGAAGAGGAAUGGAUUUCAAGAGAACCAUUCCGACCAUCCCCACCAUUCCAGGCCCAACAACAACAAUAACAACAACAAUAACAACAACAAUCACAAUCACAAUCGGACCUACAACAAUCGUGACGACAACAACAAUCAUCUUGUGAGCAACGACAAAAGCUACCACGCAAAGCAGCAGCAGCAGAAGCAGCAGCAGCAGACUCGACAGCGAAAUAACUGUAAGAAUGGGCGCGCGACUUCACCGAAGGUGGAGGUGGUUAAUGUGGAGGAUCCAGGAUACACGAUGAUCACGAUCGUUGCAGAGCAUAACAGGAGGCUAUUCUUCGAUGUGGUUGCCACGCUGGCAGAUAUGGGGUAUGACGUGUCGCACGGACACGUGAAUACCCAGGAGGGCAUGUGUGAGCUGGAGUUCUUCGUGAAGACUCUAGAGGGGCGGAUGGUAGAACCAAGGGCAGAGAGGGUGUUCCUUGAGCGGUGCUUAGUAGCGUCUAUAGUCAGACGUCGGGCGGAGGGGAUUCGUUUGCAGUUGAGCUGCAGAGAUAAGAAGGGGUUACUUCGAUCAGUCACGCGCAAGUUUUGGAGCCAUGGCUUCGACGUCACUCACGCAGAUCUUUCGACUAAGGAUGGCUGUGCUAUUGCCUACUUCUACGUGCGGGAUAAACAUGGGCGGGAAGUGGAACGGCAGCGAAUCGAUGGCUUGCUGGAUGCCAUAGGGAGGGGGAUGAUCCGACUUGCUCCCGUCGUCGCCACGCAACCGCCGGUCCCCCAGCACGCGCCCACUCCUGCGCCCGAGCUGUCGAGUUACAAGGAGGCUGAGCGGGGAGCUCUGAGACUUAGCCGAUCGGUGCUCAACCUCCUGGAACACGGACGAGGAGGAUUACACUGGGCCUCCCUUGCAGUUUGCGGAUGGGUAACUGCUGCGCGAUCAUCAGCUUGAACCGUGAGAGACGUAGGGGGCUCGAACCCUCUGGCUGAUCGUGAGA